Coregonus clupeaformis (lake whitefish) is the source of this 520-nucleotide messenger RNA. RefSeq names its product tripartite motif-containing protein 16-like. The transcript has 5 exons. The record is from RefSeq and is a predicted model, not a curated record. Lineage: Eukaryota; Metazoa; Chordata; Actinopteri; Salmoniformes; Salmonidae. Bases 44 to 520 code for a protein of 158 amino acids.
CCAACACUUCUCCUUUGAGGAAGUGAAGAGUUCCAUCACUGGAAUGAUGGAGCGACUGGAGGAUGUAUUGAAGGAGGAAAUGGCUGAGAUACCUGGAAAAGUAAUGGCUGUCUAUGUCGUCAGCCCAAGACCAGAAUUAACUGCUGCCGCUGAAGUGCAUUUUCAUAAUGUGCCCAAGACCAGAGAGGAGUUCCUGGAGAACUACUGCCAUCUCACGUUGGAUCCCAACUCGGCAUAUCAACACCUGUGUCUGUCUGAGUUCAACAGAGAAGUGUCAUGGAGUGACAAGGCUCUGUCUUAUUCUGACCAUCCAGACAGAUUCACAGACCACUACCAGGUGUUGUGUAAAGAGGAUCUGUCUGGAACCCGCUACUGUGAGGUGGAGAGGGGGAAUGUGAGUUGUUCCUACUGGCACAAUAAGAAUAGGACCGAUAUCCCUGUCCCCUGCUCCACAAGAGUAGGAGUGUAUCUGGACAGCAGGGCAGGGAAUCUGGCCUUCUACAGCGUCUCGGAUAAAUGA